ACUACAAACUGUAACACUAAUAACAGGCAAGAGGCGGGACAUAAAGAGAGACUAAAGUUAAUAUAAAAGCCUUAUAUAACAAUCAACAAUUCGUGCUUUACACACUUCCACCACAAUCCACAGUUAUCGUUUUAUUUUUAUUUGAGACAUUAAGCAAAAGAAAAGCGGGUGUCUAAAGUGCUUGGUGAGUAAUCCCGGGUGAGCCAGGAACGGACCAAUCUCUUCAGCCCAUUUCUCAUCGUGACAAUCAGCAUGACCAGCCUGGACCAAGAUGUAGGCUUCUCUCAGCCCCUGCGUCUCACUCGUACGGAGCUGUUUGACUUCCACGGCGUGUCAAUGAUCAACUAUUUCACUGACAACUGGGACAAGGUGCAGAACUUCCAGGCGAAGCCUGACGAUGUUGUCAUCGCAACGUAUCCCAAAGCAGGUACAACCUGGGUGUCCCACCUGUUGGACCUUCUGUAUUUUGGGGCAUCCGCGCCGGAGCGCGGGGUCUCGGUGCCCCUCAUCGAGAGGGUCCCGUUCCUGGAGAUCUACAUGCCGGCAUUUCGUCUCUCAGGUGUAGAGAUGCUCGAUAAGAUGACCACUUCCCCUCGCCUCAUUAAAACCCACCUUCCCAUCCAGUUUGUGCCGAAAUCGUUCUGGGAACAAAAGUCUCGGAUUGUCUACGUCGCCCGCAACGCCAAGGACAGUGCCGUGUCCUACUUCCACUUUGACCGUAUGAACUGUUUGCAGCCAGAGCCUGGGGACUGGGCUAGUUACCUGCAGAGAUUUCGGGAGGGCAAAGUGACGUUCGGCUCCUGGUACGACCACGUGACUGGGUGGUGGGAGAAAAGUCAGACCUGCCCUAAUCUCCUCUACCUACACUACGAAGAUCUGGCAGAGGACAUCGACCGGGAGCUCGAGCGCUUGUGCUCCUUCCUGGACGUGUGCCCGACUGAAGAGGAGCGGCGCCGGGCGAAGGAAGGGGCGAAGUUCGAUGCCAUGAAGGACAACGCCAUGACUAACGGCACUCUGAUCAAAGCCAUGGACCCCAAAAUCUCGCCGUUCAUGCGGAAAGGAAAAGUUGGCGAUUGGAAGAACCACUUCACCGUGUCGCAGAACGAGCAGUUUGACAGGGAGUACCGGGAGAAGAUGGCGAACACCGUGCUUCGGUUCCGGACCGAGAUUUAGGCCGCCGCCCGCCUGCCCGGGAACUGAGCCUUGGGUCAGGUGACGUUGACGCGUGAACUCGAGGGUCAGCUGCAGCUGUGAUUCGCUGGCAGUCGAGAGGAAGUUGCACGGAAUGUUUGUCCUAAAGCGGAAGGUGAAAAGCGUAUCGACACUUUUUACAGGUCUGUCAAAAAUAACAGCAUUUUACAUCACCUUAUAUUUCAUCGCUUUAUUCUUUCACUAUUAAAAAAAAUAUUAUGUCUUUGGUCUGCCGUACAUUAUAAAGUGUAAUACUUGUAAUUCUCAUAAUUGCCAAUACAUGUUAUGCAAUAUAGGAUUAUAAUAGUCAGAAUUACUUAUUGAAAUUGUUUAAUGGAGUUCAGACUGUUUAACAGCGUAGGAAAUGACAUCAUAUUCUAGAGACACACAACUGAGAGUCCUCUCCAUGUCGAUUUCCUUUGUAUACCUCAAUAACCUUUCUGUCCUUAGCUGGUGGAAUUUGAGGGUUGUUCAAUCACUACUAUUGAUCCUUGUAUUAAGGUGCUCAUAAUACAUGAAAUACAUAAUACAUAUAAUGUAAACAUAAUGUAUAUUAAAUUAAAAGAGUUUCCUAGAGAUUUGCAUU
Molecule: messenger RNA, 1777 nt
Organism: Anguilla anguilla (European eel)
Lineage: Eukaryota; Metazoa; Chordata; Actinopteri; Anguilliformes; Anguillidae
Product: cytosolic sulfotransferase 1-like
Exons: 9
Coding region: 253-1173 (306 amino acids)
Biological process (GO): sulfation
Cellular component (GO): cytoplasm
Molecular function (GO): sulfotransferase activity
Source: RefSeq, a predicted model, not a curated record